Messenger RNA from Ilex paraguariensis (yerba mate), 372 nucleotides. The record is from the annotation of a GenBank genome assembly. NCBI's taxonomy places the organism in Eukaryota, Viridiplantae, Streptophyta, Magnoliopsida, Aquifoliales, Aquifoliaceae.
AUGAUGGUGACCAUGAUUGCUAUUGAUGGAUCUCAAAGUAGAACAUUAAGGUGUUCAUUAUCUGACACCAAAUACAGAUUAUUUAUUGGUAAUGUUCCAAAGAGCUGGACUGAUGCUGAGUUUACAAAGCUCGUUGACGAGACUGGUCCAGGAGCAGAAAAUGUUGAGCUUAUUAAGGAUCCUCAAAAUCCAAGCCGUAAUCGUGGUUUUGCUUUUAUUGAGUAUUACAACAAUGCUUGUGCUGAUUAUUCUAGACAGAGAAUGUCAAGUGCAAAUUUUAAGCUGGAUGGCAACACUCCAACUGUCACCUGGGCUGAUCCAAAGAGUACACCUGAUCAUUCUGCUGCUUCUCAGGUGAACUUCAACAGCUAG